AUGAAGCUUACUUCUACCGCUUUACUUUCCCUUCUUGUUGCAUCUUCUACCGUUGCCUCUGUCAUUGGAGAUUUGGGCUUGGGCUUGGGCUUGGACCAGCAACAGAGACCAAUUCAAUUGGAUUCUACUUGGAACACUCUCAAGGAUGCUUUGCAAAAGGGAUCUGGAAAAUCUUCGAGCUUGCUAGAGAAAGUUGCUGAAUUGACUGGUGAGUCUUUCGACAAGUUGGACUCUAAGAUUAAGGAGACUUGGGAUGAGAUGGAGAUGCUUUAUCCUAACACUCUUUCUCAAUUGCAAUGGAAGAGUCAGCCAAAAUUCAAGAUCAACAAGAAACCAGAAUCUUUCUGGGAUUUCCACGUCACAAAUACCGACAAGCUCGCCGACUAUCAAUUGCGUGUUAAGAAGACCGAUCCUAAGGCUUUAGGUGUUGAUACUACCAAACAGUAUUCUGGCUACUUGGAUGACGUUCAAGAAGACAAGCACUGGUUUUACUGGUUCUUUGAAAGCAGAAAUGAUCCAAAGAAUGACCCUGUUAUUCUUUGGUUGAAUGGUGGUCCCGGCUGUUCUUCCCUCACCGGUCUUUUCUUUGAAUUGGGUCCUUCUUCUAUCGGCAAAAAGUUGAAGCCAAUUUACAACCCAUAUUCCUGGAAUAGCAAUGCUUCUGUUAUCUUUUUGGAUCAACCAGUUAACGUUGGUUACUCGUACUCUUCUCAGUCAGUGUCUAAUACUGUUGCUGCUGGUAAGGACGUCUACGCUUUUCUUGAGCUCUUCUUCCAGCAGUUCCCAGAGUAUUUGAACCUUCCAUUCCACAUGGCUGCAGAAUCUUAUGGUGGUCAUUACAUUCCAUCCUUUGCUUCCGAGAUCCUCUCACACCCUGAUAGAUCUUUCAAUUUGACUUCCGUGAUGAUUGGUAACGGUCUUACCGAUCCCCUCAAUCAGUACCCAGAAUACGAGACAAUGGCUUGCACUUAUGAGAACGGCUAUAAGCCGGUUUUAGACGAGACGUCGUGCCAGUCGAUGUCUGACUCCCUUCCAAGGUGUCUUUCUAUGAUUGAGUCGUGUUACAAUUCCGAGUCUAUCUUUUCUUGCGUUCCAGCAUCCAUUUAUUGCAACAAUGGUCAGCUCGGUCCAUACCAGAAGACUGGCAGAAACGUUUACGAUGUGAGAAAGAUGUGCGAAGGAAAUGAUCUUUGCUACGAGGGUUUGGAUUACAUUGGCGAAUACUUGAACCAGGAUUAUGUCAAGGAGAAGCUUGGUGCCGAGGUCGACAGAUACGAAUCUUGUAACAUGGACAUCAACAGAAAUUUCCUAUUUGCAGGAGACUGGAUGAAACCAUUCCAUAAAGAUGUCCUAACAAUUUUGCAGAAUAGAGUCCCUGUCUUGAUCUAUGCUGGAGAUAAGGACUUUAUCUGUAACUGGCUUGGAAACCAGGCUUGGUCUACUCUUUUGCCUUGGGAAGGACAUAAGGAGUUCCAGGUUGCUGAGAUGAAGAAUAUAACAAUUGGUAAGAAGAAUAUCGGUGAAGCUAGAAACUACGAUAUUUUCACUUUUGCCAGAAUGUUUGAUGGCGGACAUAUGGUUCCUUACGAUCAACCAGUCAGCUCUUUGACUAUGUUGAACAGAUGGAUUUCUGGUGACUAUAACUUGCUUGAAAGUAAAGAGUGA
This is a messenger RNA of Brettanomyces nanus, 1665 nucleotides long. It is a transcript of the gene CPY1, whose product is annotated as carboxypeptidase C. NCBI's taxonomy places the organism in Eukaryota, Fungi, Ascomycota, Pichiomycetes, Pichiales, Pichiaceae. Bases 1 to 1665 code for a protein of 554 amino acids. Gene Ontology annotation, biological process: proteolysis. The record is from RefSeq and is a predicted model, not a curated record. Gene Ontology annotation, molecular function: serine-type carboxypeptidase activity. Gene Ontology annotation, cellular component: fungal-type vacuole. The transcript has a single exon.